Molecule: messenger RNA, 810 nt
Organism: Suillus discolor
Lineage: Eukaryota; Fungi; Basidiomycota; Agaricomycetes; Boletales; Suillaceae
Exons: 3
Coding region: 1-810 (269 amino acids)
Source: RefSeq, a predicted model, not a curated record
AUGACUGAUCAUUACCAAAUGCUCCAUAAGUCUGCUGCCAGUAAAUUUUCCAUCUGGGAUGCAGCGGAAAUAUUCAAAUACGCCACUUCCCAAUUUACGGUCAUUCACAUCGAAUUAAUGAAAAGUAAAACCCAACACUCCAGCUCAUAUCAGCACACAUUUGUGAGACACAUCGUCUGGGAAGUGGAGCGCUUUGUAUUUCCCUUUGUCAACAUCUGCGCUGCCAUGAAUAUCAACACGACACUGCCGGCAUAUCUGAAUGAGGUUAUCUUGCUCAUCACAUCUUUCCAGACCGAGCUGUACUACGAUCACGGGAAACUGUUCGCUGCAUUCAAGGCAUGCCCGCAUGAGUCGCCAACCCAUCCAGUCGACAUCAAUCGGGUGGUCCGUGACUAUCGCCAUGCUUGGUGGAAGCACAGGUUCGACCUUGCGCCGUUUGAUAUGCCUCUUCGGAUGUCUGUUGCUUUGGUGAAGGAGCUGGUGACCGACCACUUUGCUCAGCGGCCUAAAAUGGCCAGCAUGGUGCCGACACCAAUUACGCACGCCUGCAGCGAUGAUCCGCUCCUGCAACAGCUGCAGGUUCUCCGGGCCGAAGUUUCCUAUCUUGGUAUGGAACUCGGCCGACUCCUUGUUACUAAGCUGGAUGCUACAAGGGAGGCUGUGGCUGCAUUAGAUCAUCUAGAGGAUCCUGUAGAUGAACUUCGCGAGGCAAUGGUAGCCUCCCACAUGGCAGUUGCAAUGUUGCAAGGGCAUUACAACAAUGGCAGGCUGGGAGGACCUUCAUCCGUUGAACCCUUUCCCAGUCUUUAA